AUGGAGUCUCAAACGACCGACCUUGGGAGCGAGGAUAUUAUUGGAACGCAGCGCAUUCUCGUCUCUGAAGGACACCGAGUUACGCUCAACCCCCAACCAACCAACUCCCCCAACGAUCCUCUGAACUGGUCGCCAUGGCGUAAGUACUGGCAUGCGUUCCUCGUGCUCUUCAUUGUGGGCUUGACUGCUGCCACCAGCAACUCCGCCGGCAGUGCUUCAGAUGCGCUGCUGGCGAAAGGUAUCAGCGACAGCACUGAGAACACAGGUGCUGGUGUUCUAUUCGCCGGCAUCGGUUACACGACACUCCUCCUCUCCCCACUGCCUGCCUUGUAUGGCCGUCGCAGCACAUACCUCAUCUGUCUCCUCUCGUCCAUUGCUGGGAGUAUAUGGUUCGCCAAGACGUCGCGCUCUGCCGAUGCUAUUUGGAGCCAGCUCUUUGUCGGUGCCUCUGAGUCAUGUGCCGAGGCUGCCGCACAGCUGUCCCUCUCGGAGCUGUUCUAUAGUCAUCAACGCGGUAUGGUCCUGGGUCUCUAUAUCCUCGCCACCAGUGUUGGGACUUUUCUUGGUCCGUUGUUUGCUGGCCUUAUCACCGAUAGUGGUCUUGGCUGGAGCUGGAUUGGCUGGCUUGCUGCCAUCAUCAGCGUCGUAACCUUUGUCGUCUUCCUAUUUGGUUUUGAGGAGACAAGCUUUUGUCGCAGAGCUAUUCUCGAAGGUAUUCGCCUAUCCAAUGCCAACGCAGAGACUCCCAAGAUGCAAAAGGUCAACUUCGGAAGCGACAAUGCAUCAGAAACAGGCGAGCAGGUGAGCUCGAUUCAGGACGAACCCAAGACAUACUGGCAGCGGAUUGCACUCGUGACACCAUCGCCCACGCUCAUAGGCUUCGGUUUUAAGCAAUACUUUUCCUCGCUUCUUUCAACAUUCCGAGUUUUCACCUUCCCUGCUGUUCUCUAUGCCGGCCUACAAUGGGGUGCACAAGAUGCAUGGCUGACCUUUUACCUUACUGUCGAGGAGGACAACUAUUACGAUGCCCCUUGGAAAUACGGCGAUACCUCGGUGGCAUUGAUGAAUAUACCUACUCUGAUUGGUGCUGUUAUUGGCUGUUUCUAUGGAGGUUGGUUCUCGGAUAAAUUCGUCGAGUGGAUGGCACGCCGUCGAGGUGGCAUAAGCGAAGCUGAAGACCGACUAUGGCUUAUGUAUCCGGCAGCCAUAAUCAACCCUGUUGGCCUUAUUGUCUUUGGCAUUGGGUCUGAUCAAGGCUGGCUUUUCCCUAAGCUAUGGGCUGCUUAUAUCGGUCUUGGCUUUAUAGGUUUCGGCUGGGGAUGCGCAGGAGAUAUUGUAUCCCAAGGUAUGAGCUACCUUGCCGACUGCUACCCGGACAUGAUCUUAGAGGGAAUGGUAGGUGUGGCUGUGAUCAACAAUAGCAUCGCCCUUGUCUUCACCUUUUGCGCGAGUAUCUGGAUGGCUGCUCAAUCUCUUACCUGGGUUUUCACUAUCAUUGGGCUGUUGUCUUUCGCUUUCUUUAUGACAACUGCCCCUAUGCACUAUUGGGGCAAGGCAGCUCGGCGCUGGACAGCACCUAUGUACUGUAGAUUUAUUGAACAUCGGGAUGGGCUUUGA
This is a messenger RNA of Fusarium subglutinans, 1617 nucleotides long. Its product is annotated as major facilitator superfamily domain protein. The record is from RefSeq and is a predicted model, not a curated record. Bases 1 to 1617 code for a protein of 538 amino acids. Gene Ontology annotation, biological process: transmembrane transport. NCBI's taxonomy places the organism in Eukaryota, Fungi, Ascomycota, Sordariomycetes, Hypocreales, Nectriaceae. Gene Ontology annotation, molecular function: transmembrane transporter activity. The transcript is spliced from 2 exons.